AUGUUAAUGAAAAAGAAAUACAGAGGAGGAAAAGAGACAGAGACUGAAAGAAGCAGAAGCACUGGCAUGCGCUCAGCUACAGCAGAAGAGGGGAAAUUCCACGUCAGUGUCUGAGUUUCGCUGAAAAACCCGAUUCUUUGGAGGCGUUGCUAAUUUGUCUGCUAUCGAGCCAGAGACAUCAAUCAUUAUGUUUCUUCAUUAUGGGGUCAAAGAAAACACCGUCUUAAAGUUAGAGAGUGACAUGCUGCUUCUAUUGAUCAGCAGUCAAACUAAUUACUCAGCUCAUCUAAAAGCACAUACUGCGUGUAUGUGUCCUUGCAGGGGCAGCUUCCAGGGUCGAAAUAGAUCAGCUUCCAUCACUAAUUAAUGAUGCUUGGAAAUAGAUCAAGGCAUAAUGCUUGCUGUUGGAGUUCAUAACGGCGUUGUACCUAACACUGACCGAUUCAGAGAAAAUCGCAGUACGACGUCAAUCUUUCAGACGAGACGUACAUAUUUUGCUCCGUCUGAACACACGGCCUCAUUGCACCAGAAUAGUGGCAAGGUAAAAGGUUGGCACUGCAGCUGGGGCUCUUACACAGAUUGUCACCCGGGGUUUAAGGGCCUGCUGUGUAAAUUAGAGAUGACUUAUCACAGGCUUUGUAUUGAACAGAGCAGUGCAGCAGUAGAAACUGGUCCAGAGGGACACGGAGGAGGUUGGAACAAAAAGUCCUCAGUGACUGUUAGAAAAAGGAGAGCAUUUUAGUAUUUCUUUGCAGGAUUAGACAUGUAUACGCACUUAAACUCAAGACAGAAGGGACUUGUACAGUAUGAAGCUUUAUCAGUGACAUUGCAGGUGUGAUCUCAGUAGAAAAGGAUCAGCAUCAGCACGUGGAAUUACCCUUCUUUGAGAUAAAAACACACACUGCAGGUCUAUUUUGAAUAUUCCACAAAGGCGGCAUUAUGAAUGCACUUCACUCUCCAAUCACAUGUAGUGAGUCAAAGACAAUACGCAGCAUCAGACAGAAAACUUGGCGCCGACACACAGCACAAAAUCUAUAAAGAUUCCUGCAGAUGCCAAGGCCACUAUCUCCAUGGCUACCGGAUAUUGCAGCAUCAGGUCCAAAUCAAAUUCUUGGAGGCUCCUUCUGCCUCUCCGGCUUCCCCCUGGAUGUAUGGGGUUGUGGCGGCAGAAGCCUUGAGUCAACAACAAUACAAGAGAGUUGGCAGCAGCAGUCGUCUUAUUGUUGUCUGGGUUGGCCUUUUUUUUAUUACGUGUGCCUGACCUGUACAGAGGCUACAGUGAUUGCAUUUUUUUGUCGUCUCUUGUUAAGAUUUAGAAAUGACAAGAAUCGGAAAGGUCCGUGUUACACUUUUGUGUUUAUAGGACUUCUUAUUUGUAAACUCCGGCUCUGUUCAGUGUGCCUGAAGCUGGUGUAUGGUUUAGGUUGUGUCAUGGCAGAAAGACAUUGUGAAAGAGAAAAAGGAAAUCCAGACAAACUCUUUGUACAUACUUUCCUAUUGUUGUUACUUCCUCCACACUCAGCUUCUGUUUCUUCAUACCUUUCGCCACUUUGCAUGACCUCUGUUUGCGCCCGUGUGACUUAUUUCAUUCUUUUUCUCCUCCACUCUAUUUGCUGUGUUUUCCCUGGUUUCCUCAUUCUCUCCCUCCCCUCCUUCCUCAUCUUCAUUGGAAAGGCAAGGGCAGUGUUGCUGUAACUGAACCAGCACUUCCUGGUGUUGUUUUAAGGGGGCGUGGCCAAGCCUCGAGCAGGGUAGAGAGAGGGAGGGAGAGGAGACUGCAGGAUCGGUAAUGCCCAGUGCAGUCAGAGCCCCCUCCUCCUUCUCUUCUUCUCCCUCCUCCCUCCUCCACAGCUGUUGCUACUGCCACCCAGCGAGCGCCACUUUUCCUCGGGCAGCAGACAGACGAUCCAGAGGCUGGGGGAGUCAGUAGAGACACAGCCCAGUCUCAGCCCAGCUCAGCACAGCCCUGCUCAGCCACUUCAAGAGGCAGGGGAGGGGAGACACUAGCGCACACGGCCAACGCUGCAACGCACAUGCACACACAGACAUACACACACACUCACACACACACACACACACAGAGUCACAGACAAACACUCCUCCUCUCUCUCUUCCUCCCUCUCUCUCCCACUCCAGCGCUCGGCUCUGCACAGCUCCUCUACUCAUUCGCUGCUGAUUCACUCGCUCACUUGCUUGCCUCUCCUCUGCCAGUCGCUCUGCCUUGCUGCGCUCUGCCUGCCUGCCUGAGAAUGGUCCAGCCGGUGCCUGGGGGUCUGCUGUCGCGGCCUGUCUGAACACACGCAUAAACACAGAGUCAAUCGACAGGCGGAAGCACAGCACACACAAACCUGGAGAGCAAUGUGAGAGGUAAGAGCCUGGAUCAUAGCCCUCCUCCUUGUCUCAUUGGUUUAUCUAGAUCUUUCCUCCUGUGUGUGUGUGCGCUGCAGUCUUUACUUUCCAAAGUAAGCUCCUGUGCAUUUGAGCAGAGGCAGCGAUAUGGGGAUUGUUUGCUCUAGUGUCUCCUGUGUCCGUGUGCCUCCAGUAUGUGGGCCACAGGGUUAACAUCCAUUUGUCACGUCUUGUUUUAUAGUUAUAGGCACACACACAAGAAGACACAUUCUUGGCUCAAAGCAGACAGUCAUACAAUAGCUCCUUCCUGAGGGUAGCGCUAGUUAGCAAGAAAAUUUUGAUAGUGUGUGUGCGUCCUUGUGUGUGUGUGUGUUUGGAGGGCCGUGGUUGUUCCAGGAAGCAGUGGAGAGGAUCAAUAGAUCGCCCACUCAGCUUUCAUUCCCUUCGUCUGACUCAACAUUGGACAUGUUGGGAGUUAUCCUGCAGGGCUUGCUUAACAAGAGAAUGGCACAUUCUGCUUCUCUCUUUGCCCCCUUCCCUCCCUUGCUGCGUCAGCCUAAAGGGAGAAGCAUGGUUUUGCAUGUGUGUUUCUCCGUGUGUGUGUGUGUGUGUGCUGUGUAAGGCAAACUCCCGCCCCACCGCAUGUAAAUUAUGUGUGACAUGUGAAGCUGCUGCUACCUUAUAUGGCUAGCACAGUAUUUCAGUACAGUUGGAUCUUGCCAAGCAUUCCGGGUCGCAGGAGGAGAGAGUGUGUGAGAGGGUGACUCUGUCUGUGGGAGUGUGUGUGCAUUACUGUGUGUGUGACUAAGUGAGUGUUUUCAUGCGUCUGACAGAGGGGGAGUAACUGAGAGGAAGAAAGUUGAAGAAGGAAAAGAGGGGUAAGAACGAGAGAGACAGGGAGACGGAGACCAAGUAAAUGGAGGGAUUUUACUUCUCAAUGUCUGGACUGAAGUGAAAGUAAGUAGACUCUUACUUAAGUUAGACUUUAGGGAGGAGAUUUCCCUAUUAUGUGUUUGGUUCUUCUGGGAGGGAAGUUUAUCUUUGUGGCUAAACAGACUGAAACUGUUUUCUUAUACGCAUAUAUCGAAUCAGUUUUCGUAGAAUAUAAAAAGUCAUUCAUUUCCUACGGAGAGUCCAAAAGCUGUUGAAACAACACCAGGACAUUUCAGGUAAAGCUCGGAGAUCUUCGUACCAACAGACGUUUCCCCCUUCCUUAACGUCCUGGUCCCUCUUUGUCCCUCUCCUCACCACCUUUGCCCACCCUCCUCCGUCUUGUCUCCCUGAGCGUCCUUCUUGGUGGUGUGUCCGUGGUUGAGGCGAUGAUGAGGAAUGUUGUUGUUUUGACUUAGAGGGAUUCAGGGUGGUUCAGACAGUAGCACACACACACACACACACACACACACACACACAAGUGUACACACACAUGCAGGCAUGCGCAACAAAGACAGAUGUGCAGCAGAUUGCAUUGUUGAGACUUUGUAAAAUCCCCAUGGUAGCUCCGCUGCAGGUUGACUGUCAUUUUAUGACUAGCAGUAGCAGGCAGGACGUGUUGCCUGUCGGUGUCAUUGUGAAAGAAACGGCUAAUAAGGUCAAAGAUAAUUUCCUCUUUCUGCGCGCUGUUGUAUAUAGUAUGUGUGUGAGCUCAGGUGCCGACUGCUCUGCUUUUAUGAGUGUUGCUUAUGAUCUAGGAUCUGCCCUACAGACAGGAUUAUGUGCAUGGCUGAAUCUGCGCUGACAGGUUAAGCCUUUAUUACAUUAGGUAUUCUCCUUAUGUUCCUACUGUGUUAUCACCACAUUUCAGCCCCUCUGAGCGACAGAGCAACAGUUUUCACAUGGCUGUGGCUGAGUGAGACACUUUCCACUUAAAUUCCGAGCUCAGCUUAACUGUUUGUUUUUCUCUGCUGAAGGAGCCAAUAAUUGCUUAUUAGAUAUCAUUUCCCUGUGUCUACCCUUCCGUGUGCUGCACAACAGAUUUAACAAGCAGGGCCUUCACCUUAUCAAAGCUGUGUAGUAAACUUUUUUUUAGUCCUCAAACAUAAGACAUAUAUCUUUUUAUGUACAUUUUUAUUUAUUUGUUUUUUAUUCCACUACCACUCUACCUCCAGGAAGUUGCAAUAAUACUACCAUGCUGCUAUGAUCCUUUGUUUUGACCCUUAGUUUUUAUUUUUCUUAAACACCAUAGGAAUAGAAUGCUGUGAUGUGGAAGCCGAGCAACAACAUUUCGUAGUAGAGAGGAAUCAUUGCUUUCUGUGCAACGACAAUAAAGAAAGUCUGAGUUAAAGAUUCACAUAUGAACUCAAGCCUGUCCUUGUUUUUCUGAACCCCAGCUACAGCUUUUACAUCCUAAACCUUGUCAUUUCUGAAGACCAACAGCUAUAACACUUAAUAACACACUCCUGCUCCAGCAGCCACGUUCUCUCACUCCCAUCCCCUUUCUCGCCACCUUUGUCUCUUUUCUUGUUUAAAUUCGAUUUGUCGUUGUAGAUGUUCGGCACGGUAACGCUAGUCCUCUCUGAAAAUUAUUCCUUUUAUGAAAAUGAUGACAAACUGUGCGAGUGAAAAUUAUUCUCUUCCUCCUGUCUUCUAUUCAACCUCUCCUUACGUCUUGUUUUACCUCUCCUUCGGUAUGUGUGGAGAACUGGCCGCCUAUGUCUCACUCUCAGCACAUUGACACAGACAGCAUAAAUGUGAGCCGAUGAGCCACUCAUUAAACCAUAAGGCCGCCAUUAUCCUCACUGUCCGUUGACUUCACCACAUCCUCGCACACACACAUAAAAACAGACAAAGAUGCAGUGUCGCGCACAUUCAGAUAGUCUACCCCGCUUAAGAAUACUCAGUGUCAGGACAUAUAAAGGUUUGUGUGUCUGUCUAGGUUUGCAUUUGUGUGUCUUGUCACUGCGUGUUUGUAUAUGUGUGUGUGUAAGCGGCUCUGUCCAUGUAUGCUAAACAAGAGAUCUAAUUGUCCCCAGAGGUUUGCUCUCAGAGGAAUCAAUAGGCAUUGUUUGUCGUGCGUUCCUCGCAUAAGACUUACUUUCAGAGCCAUGCAAUCUAAACCAAUGAGACAUAAAUCGUUAAGUGAACAUUUAUGAGGAGAUGAUGAAAUUAUAAGCUGUGCUGACAUUCAAAUAAACGUGUAAUUACAGAGAUUUUGUUUUUGCAAACUACUUCGUGGAUAAUGUAUUCAUUAUAAACCACAAUUACAACUAAAAUGUAGAUAUAAAGAAGUGUAUUCAGCAUUUCUUUUAAAUGCAAAUGCGCUUUCGCUAUUGCCCUUAAGCCCAUUAAAUGCGGACCUUGCUUGGUGCUAACUCUCGACCAACAUGAAAGGUCCAAUCAUCAAAAGAAACUCUGUUUACUCGGGGAUGUAUGUGGUGUAGAGGAGCUGUGGUAGAUAGAGUAGCAGUACGAGAGGAGAGAUCAAGAGACUGCGAAGAGGACAUGCUCACAUGUACACAUAUGCACGAGAGUGUUCGCGUGUAGGUGAAGGUCAGCGAGGGCAAUAUUGACAUGCUAUAUUCUGAGCACAUGGAGCAGCAGCAGAGAGAACAGGGGUGUUGCAUUUCCUUCAGCGUCCUCGGCGGUGAUGACCUGGAUCAGCACACUGUCACCCUGAUUCCACCUCUGUCAAUGUGCUGAAAGCUCUCCUUUUACUUAACAGCAGCAAACCGAACACUUUUCUUGCUACGGCCAGAGCAUAAAAAAAAAAGAGAGGUCAGGCUGGAAGCUAUAGUCUAUCGAUUAGGUUUCCAUAGCGUUUUCUACAAUAUUACAAAUGCCAUAUGUGUACUUCAUUUGCUAAAUCUCCACUCAAACAGCAUUGGUUAACACAGGGGUGUGAUUAUUUGAUUAUCCCGAAUAGAGCCGCCAGCAUCUUGUGACCUUUGGUGUUGUGUUUUGUAAAACUAGACUAACAGUGUGUCAUUUUUUGAGGCAGUCUUGCCAUUAAUGUGAACCACACCCUCUCUGUGGUUGUCUCCAGCGCUCAGUCACAAUGAAAACUUCGAGACCAGCCCAGGUUCGCAACAAGCAGUCAAGUAAGACAUGGUUUAAAACAGCUCUCUGUGUUGAGGGAAACCUCAUGAAGUGUGUGAGUGCCAUCCAUCACGGCGCGCUGUGAAAAUCGCUGGCAGGUUUUUUUUUUUUUUCGCUUAGUUUGUGUUUUCAGUGAAAGUGAAGAGUGGAUUUCGACAGCGUCUCUUACUUGUUGAGGGCAGAUUGUUUUUGUGGCUCAUUACCAAGAGAAAGUAAGAGAUAGGCAGGAUUACUGUUCAUGUCAGAAUCUGUUUGUGCUGUUGAGGCCUAUGCUGCUGUCACAUGACCAGAGCUGAUGGUUAUACCCUGUCAUAAAAAGAUACACUUCCUCCUUUCGCGGCCAUGUUACAGUAUGUUUUUACCACGUGUUUUAAGAGGAAUUACAGGCACACGGCCUCUCUUUUUUUUUUGCAUUCGCCAUCGCCUCCCCCCCUACCUUUUAGUGCAGUUGACCUUGCACCAGCUUGCAAGACCUUGGAGUCAGAGGGAGGGCUGUUGAGGAUACUGGGAGGGAACGCAUACGGGCCAGACAGUCACAUUAAGGGCACAAAGUGGAGACAGUUGGGUAAGGUAGAAAGAACAGAAAUAGCUGGAUAGACUCGUCAAAAGCAGUUUAAAUUCAGUGGUUAGAGCUUAGAAGUAAAGCGCAUUAAACAGUCAUCUUUUUGUAUUGGAUGCCUUGGAGACAGAGAGCAUCAGCAGUUGAAGUGGAAUUAGACAGAGGGAGUGGCGAACCAAAAAGAAAGACCACAGAGAUGAAAAAAAUCAAUAAAGGAAAAACGUCCAUGUCCAGACACGAUAGAUCAUAAUGAGCACUGAUUAUCACUCUGGCAAUGUCUUACACCACACUGCAUCAUCUUGCUCUCACAGCUUUGUGCUCAUCUGACUCUAAUAGAAACCAUAGAAACAGAUUAGGCAGCCCAGCAGAACGCAGGGGGCGUCAGCUUUUUUAUACAUCAGGUCAUCAUAUUCUCAUGUGAUUGAAGACAACCCCUGGUGUCUCCUCAGAUAUAUAAAAAAACUUUCUAAUAGAGGUCUCUAUUCCACCUCAUUAGCUGAUAGAGAACUUGAGUUUGAAAAGAUCCUUCCUCACCUACACUCGGCUUAUUACGAACUAAGUCUUUGCCGUAUGGUCAAAUAUGUGUAUCAUCAAGGUAAUGUGAUAUUAAAAACACAGGCCCUGAAGCAUACAGGGUUACAGUGUAAGAAAAGACUUGGCUGACUUGGCAUUUCUGCACACACAGGAAUAGAAACAUGCCCUUAGAAAUGUAAACAAAGUAACAGCAAAGUGUUGAAUUAGUUAUAUUACAAAACGAGGCGUUUGACACAGUCAGUCACUUUUGGUGAGAUGUAUUUUAGGAGAUACCGUAAAACUACUGCUUCUCAAAUUAGAACCACUUUAUUGAAUUGAUCAAAAGAAGAAGACCGUGUUUGUUAGAAGUAGAGCACGUCGGAGGCUUGGGAUAUUAUGCCAGCACUCCAAAGGUCAUCUGUGGCAGUGACACAACUUUUGCAAUCAUACAGUUCAACCAAGGUGAAACUACGCAGUGUCCUUCCUGUCUCUCUCUCUCUUUCCUCUCUCUCUCUCUCUCUCUCUCUUACCCCUCUGUCUGUCUGUCUCUCCCACUCUCUCUCCCCUUUCCCUCUCUCUCUCUCUAUGUAACAUUUAUCCACGAUGCUGGGUCAUCAUGACCUGAUCCGUACUGCUGCAGGGCUCUGAUAUACCGUGUUGCAGUGUUGCAGUGCUGUAAAGUUUAGAGCAUUGCUGAAGGUGCACACGCUGUUCUGGGAAAAGCGAUUUCUCUAAACAGGGUGUGGCCGGUUACCCUGAACUGUGUGAUAAGAGCAGAGCGGGCCCCCGGGAGCCCCGUCAUACAAAUUCUGCGCACAAACCCAUGUACAAUGGGUUUACCAAAAAUAGAAACCGCAAGCAAGACUGCAAAAUACUCAAGGAUAAACACUUUGCAACCCAUGAUAUGUUCGGCGUGUGAUAAAAGGAGAAUUCGCAAACGAGUGUAAUAAUAAACACGGUGUAAUCACGAGUUCACAUCUGUGGGAGAUAACCACACUAUUGCUGUGAUAAUGAUGAGGUUCUUGUUAUUAUAAAAUGCGUCACAACUUGGAAACAAUUAUUUCCAAGGAUGUUUCACGAAGGUUGCUCGUUCGAAGGGAAAAGUACGGUGCGUUAGUGAGAAGCAGUUCGUUAUAGCAAAAAAGUAAGCAGAGAGAUCAGUUCAGUCUGUGUCUCUCUUCCUCCUCUAACAGCGAGCAGGUCAGCCCCCUCUUUGCUCCUCCCCCUGCUCUCACCUGGCGCUAAGCCCAGAAUGUUGCUGCAACUCCGCCGGCGCUCAUUGGUCCCCACUCUCACACCGCUUCGCAAGAAGGGAAAUGACUAACCUCUUCUCCCACAUGCCCUGCCUCGACUUCCCCUCUGCUUUCACUCUCUUCCUUUCUUUCACCUCUAAACACAUUUGCAAUGGCCGGUCUCGCUGUACUCAACUGUAAGUGAUACACGAUUUGAUCUGAUUUUCCUACAUCCACCAGGGGAGGAAGAAGUUGUGAAUGGCUGCUUUGUGCAUUUCAGGGCAUGUAUUUGUGUGUCUGUGUGUGGUGUGGCGUGGCGUGAUGAGCCUGUGUGCGCACCAUGUGUGUUUAGAGUGCAGGGCGGGUGAGCUUUUUAUUUGUUUUAGCUGACACCCCUGCAUUUCUGACAUUUUUACUUAUUCUUCAAUCCCGCAGCUGCAUAACUGAACAUUGGCACAAGUGUAGAAAAUUCUGCAGGUCUGAACCUUCGACGAAAGUAAAAUGAAACAAAGAAAUAAACCUGAAAGUUAUCUUUGGAUGUGUAUCACCGGAGUAAUCUUUCUGUCUUUGCCUCCUUUCUGUCUCUCCCUCCAGAGGAAGUGCCUUCCCUGAUGUCUGCUGCAGCUUUGACCUGCUUCUACAGCUGAAACGUCACCCUCCCUCCUCCCCCCCGCCUCGCUCGCUUGCUGCCACAGUAACACGAGUACAAGGACAGCGACCACACCCUCCUCGCAGCCUGCGCUCCGACCUGCUCGUCCAUCCACCACCAUCACCAUCCACUCCUCGCCUGAAGGCCAACUGCCAACUGCUCUCAACAAACAGACCAGCCUUACCACAGCAGCCCGACACACCACCAGGCCCACGCAGCAUCUCACCCACCCUGCCUUUAACCUUCGCCUUUGACCCUCUAAGCCUCCACUCGGUCCUCAGUGUCCUUAACCUUCCUGUUGCAGGCUACACCCAAACUAUCACCUUUGUUGCCUGCUUCACUGCACCCAACCAGAGGACUCUGUCGUUCAUCCGUUUGCCUCCUUGGCUUGUGAAUGUUGCAGAGGAGAAUCCAAACCAAGAGCAAAUAAAUUGUGAGGCAGAGUUGUCUUCAGGAUACAAACAGUUCCUCUGUGGUUGA
Messenger RNA from Xyrichtys novacula (pearly razorfish), 9814 nucleotides. Lineage: Eukaryota; Metazoa; Chordata; Actinopteri; Labriformes; Labridae. The record is from the annotation of a GenBank genome assembly.